GUGGGUCCACCGGCGCAAAGGAAAACCCACAUUUUUCAUUGUUAGGGACACGGUGGAAUGUGAUGGUUUGAUCCUACAGCGCAGGGAGUGGAGGGAAGAAACAACGAAGGCAGUUCAGGAGGAAAACAAACCCUGUCCCGCUGGUGUACCAGUAAAAUCUGUGAAAGAACUUAUGUUCAGUCUGGUUCAAACCUACAGUCAUCUUGUCGGAACUCUUCGACACAAAGCGAAUCAAUUUUGGGACUAUCGCAGAUUUUUUCAUGGCAAGGGCUUGUGGAUGGAGCUCCAUAGUGAAACCAUCUGGUGACCGACGGGCUGCAUUUACCAGCUGCUUAGCACCCAACACAAGAGGAUGUCUCCAUAGAAAGUGAUAGACACCCAUGUUGACCAUCAAGCUGAGGGGAGUUGAAGGAAUAAGAACCAACCAAAGAAAAAGGGAGAAGACAUUGUGCGGAGAGGAGAAAGUGACUGAACAUAACUCAACAUUACGGACUUGUGACUCAUCAUUUUAACCAGAGAAGGACUGCCACACAAAUGUGGACCUCCCAAAAAGUAGUAAAAUAAUUUCCCCUUUCCAUUUAGAAGACAACAGCAAUAAUAUCUGUGAUGUCUGAAAACAAAGACAUAACGAAUCGCCACCUGCGGCACAAGCUGCAAAGCCUGGGACGGCGGCUGGAUGAGCUUGAGGAGGCCACCAACAAGCUCCAGAAGUCUGAAGAUGAGCUGCUGGAUCUGCAGGACAAGAUCAUCCAGGCAGAGGGCAGCAACUCCUCCAUGCUGGGCGAUGUAGAGGCGCUGCGCAAGCGGCUGCUGAGGAUUGAAGGCAAAGACGAGGAGGUGUGCAAGGCAGAGGAUCUCUGCCGCACAGUGAGGGAGAAACUGGAGGAGGAGGAGAGCUUGACCAAGGACCUAAAGUCUGAGAUUGAGCGCCUGCAGAGGAGGAUGGCUGAGUUGGAGAAGUUGGAAGAGGCCUUCGGCAAGAGCAAGUCAGACUGCAGCCAGCUCUGCCUCAAUCUCAAUGAAGAGAAGAACCUGACCCGGAAGCUCUCCUCUGAGCUUGAGGCCCUCAAGGCCCGUGUGAUGGAAGUGGAUGCAUCAGAGGUAAGGCUGGACCGGGCUGAGAAGUUUCUGGCAGGGGAGCUGGAGCAGCUCAAGGGCCUCACUCAGACUUUUGUGAGUGAGAGGAAGAGGCUCCUGGAGAAGCAAAGGGAGGAUGAGAAGCUUAUACUAAAACUGACAGAAAAGCUGGAUUGUCAGAAGAACAGGAUCGGCCGAGCAGAUCCCAGCCGCACAGACUUGAGGGACCUCCGCAUUGAAGAUGACCUCUCAUCUGGCCUGACUAGCAAUCUGGGGCGCAAGAAGAGCGUGGACUACCUGAAACUGGGCGAUGACGUUGGGCUAAGGAAUAAGUCAGAAAACGAGAAGAACAGCCUUGAUGGCCAGGAAGACAACAAAGUCAAGGAACUCACCCAGGAAGUUGAGAGGCUGAAGAACCGGCUGAAGCAACUGGAACUAGUGGAGGAGGAUCUCAAGAACACAGAGUCAAAGAGCGGGGAGCUGCAGGAGAAGUUCCAACAGGAGAGGUCCCGCAGCCGAGCUCUCAACGAUCAGGUGGAGCAGCUUAGAAUGCAGCUUUGCAGUCACGGCAAUGGAGGGCUUAGCAGUCCAGCAAAGGUCCUUGAGAAUGGCAAGGCAGAAAAUGAAGAGAUCAAUGUCCGGGGUGGGUUCAGGAAGGACAAGCCUAAGUACAGGAGUGUUGCAGCUGCAGAGCCAGCCGCCCCCAAGUACAAGAGCAGAGAGCUGUCCCCGCAGCACAAGAGGGAGACCAAGCUGAGGAGCAAAGAGCUGAGCAACUCUGAGGAAACUUCUCCAAAGUCUGUCAGGAGGGCACUCAGUCCUUCACACAAGAGCAGGAGGACACCAAAGACUGGAUCCUCAACUGCCUCUGACAAUGUAGUGAAAGAAAUAGGUAGAAGGGUGGAGGACAAAACAACAAGGGGAGGAGCCCAUACUCCUGUUAGCACGUCUUUGAGUGACAGCAAGAAGGUCUCGGUUCUUAAUCGCUACCCUCCAGCAGCUAAUGACCAGAAGCCAUGGAAGACAUCUCAGAAGCCAAGUGAGAGUGAAAGCAAAAAGAGCCAAGUGGAUAAGUUUUCUAGAUUGAAUGUUGGUUGUGACAGUGAGUCAAACAAUUCUGUUGUGGUGCCUGAAAGCUCAAGCAAGACGAACACAGUCUCCCCUCCUGAAAAGGAUGCUUCUGCGUCUGACCUGGUGUCUGUGGACCUGGUUCAAGAGGCUCCUCCAGUGUUAAACCUCUCACAGGCCAAUGGGUCGUACACUGCCUACAAGUCCCAUGUGUCCCCGCUGGUCAGUGAUCAUGGCUCUGAGGGUCACUCUUCAGCCUCUGAGACUGAAUCCACUGGGUCCAGGCCCUCAGAACCAGAGCCUGUGUCUGAGGUGGCAGCACUGAGUAGCAGAACCUCCAACCCUCCGAAGUACUCUAGAUACUCUCGCCUACAAGACUCCCAGUCAGAGGGUUCCUCCACCAGGAGCUCUAUUGACGAGGAGCAGAACAGGCUGUUGAUGGCUGAAGGAGGAUAUCUGGAGCCAACUCACACCCCAGCAGGGAUGGAGGUCCGCAGGGUCUGCAGCCCACGGGAGGCCCUGAGGUCAAAGGCAGUCAUCAAGCCUGCCAUUGUGGAGAUAGAUAGGAAGGAAGUUAUGAUAUCCGGAGUCGGGGCAGAGUUCUUGACCUCCAAUGGCAAGCCCAAAAUCUCCACGAAACCUGUCCUGACCACCAACAAGAUGACCAGCAGCAUCACUAUCUACCCCAACGAUCCCAGCUCUUCCAGGACCAGCAGCCGCAGCAGCAGUGUAUCCAGCGAGCCACCAGUCAAGGAACGCCACACGUCCACUAGCAACAUUGUCAUCGGGCCCAGUGAGCACAGGGGGAACAUCUCCAUCCCCUAUGAGAUCUCCAUUCCCAAGAGUGAGAUCACCCUCCGGCCAUCCAUAGAUGGCCCGGACGAAACAGAUCAACCAGGGGUGCUAGGGAUGGCCCGUGCGGAGACGCACCUACGCCCCCGAAGCAGCUUCAGCCUCCAGUCACCGGAGACCAUCUCAGACUUCAACAACGACACAGAGUCAGGUUUUGAGAGCAGCAGUAGCAGCACUACCACAGUCACCAGCUGGAGGAGAUACCACGGCCACCACACCUCCCAGGACGACGGUCUCCCAGAGAUGAAAAACCUGACUGUGCGGAGCACCUGGAGGAACAGGGGGGCGGCAUCUGUGGACGAGCCUGGCCAGGGAGCCAGGCUGGAAGGGGUGGGUUCUGAAGAUGAGUUAGAGUCGGCCACCACGUGGAGGGCGUACCGAGCCACCACUGUCUUGGACAAGGAGGAGAAGGUUAAUGCCACAGGGGCCUCUACAUCACGGGCAGCCAAGCCAUCGCCAGCAGAGCUGUACAUGCGCAGGAUUAAGAACAGUGUGGUGACCACCAGGGACAUUGCAGAGCCGGUGCGCCGGAGCAAGAGCUCUCUGUCACCAACUGAGGGAGUUAUGCAGAGGAGUAUCCCCCACGAGCCUGUCAGUUCUCAGGAGCUCACGCCCCGGCAGACACAACCCAUGGCUGCUGACAACACUAACCCCAGCUCUUGGUCACGGAGGACGAGGCCGGCGCCCAGUGACCUGGGUACCUACGAGAGGGAGAGAGUGAGGAGCUCCAGGCCUGACCUAGGGGCCAGCAGAGGAACGGGAACCACGGCUUCCAGACCAGAGCUGUGGUCCAGUAGGGGUCAGGCUGGCCAUACGGAGAGGAUGACCGGGCGCGGCAAUCGACCAUGGAGCAACCGUCAGACCGACAACUAAACCGGCCAACCGUCUUAGUAGCUCCGCUUCAUAAUGUCCAGAGCUCUCCAUGCCCCCAAACUGUUUGGAGCCCCUCAACAAGGAGAAAUGUACUGUAUCAAGCAUAUCUAAAUCCCCGAGCAACAGCAGUCACAGCCAUACAGAAGAAUAACAACUCUCAAGUCCCUGUCCAGCACCUACCCAUGCUUCUCGGAGUGCAAAAACAAGAUUGCCGCCCUCUGAAACCUUCAACCGCACCCUUCCAUUUGCACAGACACAACAUCUGUUGUAUUAUAAUAUGCCCAUAUACAGUAUCGCUCUGGUGUGGACCUCACCACCAGUGAAUGUAUCUAUCCUCUUCCGCAUCUUCUCCUACCAGAUGUAUUAUAAUGUAUUCCUCAGACUCGACAAGGGAGAGAUGAUCACUUGGGUGACUGGGCCUAGAGGUGUGUGUGUGGGGGGGGGGGGAGAAGAGGAGAGACACAGGAAGGAAGGAUUUGUUGUCUUUCGGAGUGGACCGUUACAAGACCUCACUUUGGAACUUCCCAGCGGAGCUGCACAAAGGAUGGACCCAUGUGACCAGAAACGGGGAGCGAAUUACUUGGAUUAAAAAUAAAUCUACUCUGAUCUUUGAUUUAUUCAAACUUAAUUUGGUGAGCGCUUAGACCAUGCAUUUGCUUUAUACUGACAACAAGAGAACGACCAAUAUGGGUUUAAGGGCCUAUACUGAUUUUUGGAGGUCAAGGAGGCCGAUGGACAAUGUUUUAUGCCGAUAAUUAAUAUAAUUAAAUUUGAGCAUUUUGAUAAAUUCCCAGAGACAGCCAUAAAUCAAUUAUACAAUCAAUUGUACUUGUAAAAAUCUAUCUACAUAACAUAAUAGUAGUCAGUUUUGAAUGCUUAAUCUCUUGAUAAACUGGGUAAAUCAAGAUGGCAUAGGCUUGCAUACUCACGAUACAGGUCAAAUCAUACCCAAUAAGACUGCAUGCAUUCAGCUUUUGAACUAAUUUGGGCUCAUUUCAAUGAUCUAUGGGUCUACAGAUGACAAUCUGUUUCCCUUCCAUUUGAGACCAUGUUAGCCCCAGGGUUGGAUAGUAAACUUGAUUACUUUUAAAUUCAGAAAUGAUGUUUGUGGGAAAAACAUACAUAGUGAUACCAUUCUGUUUUUUCAAUGAUAUUCUAUGAAUCAUUGAAAAAAGGUGCAAGUGUUAAGUUUGUUCCACUUGAGGGAGUCUGACCAGAAGUCAGAGACCACUGUGACGACACACCAAAUGUGUUUGAUGGAUCCUUUUUGUCUUCUUCGAAUGCCUCUUAAGAGGGAAGUAAAUCCAAAAGUCAUCAUAUUGUUACUGAUUACAAUGUUGGACAGGUAACUGUAACACAUUCCAUUUAGAAAGUAGUCUACCAAACCCUGUUAGGCCUAGUGAUCAACAAAAUGUUAAAAGAAGUAGCCUAUUGUCUUCUUUUAUAAAGAUGUCCGCUGCCUCUUUAAAGGUGCUACACAUAGGAUUUUUCUGAAUUGUUGCAUUGUAAUUACAGAAAAUGUUCAUAAUAGAGUGGAAUGAAAGUGUUUCACAGUAUUACUUAUCUGCCAGUGUUGUGAUUGGCUGUGAUAUUCGCCUAGUGAUUUCUCCCGCCAGAGCUGCAUCUGUUGUCAAAAUGGGAAAGCUGUUUUGACUUUGUGGCUAUGUUAUCUAGUGGAAAAGGGGUCAAUCGGACAAUGUAGAAGUCACUCCGUCAUUUACUGGUUGUUAAAAUUAUACACUGUUCACUCAAUUUCAGUUUGUGAGAAAACAAGCACUUAACAGUGUAGGGCAGUGGUCACCAACCUUUUCACCUUGAGUAAAAAAUGCAAGCCGAGCUCUACCGCUCUUUUUUUUUAACAUGACUUUAAAAAAUCUUGCGCCUAUGCAACAUUAACCAAUUAAAAAUGGUUAUGUAGCAAUGAGGUUUGUGCAGUAGGCUAUAGGCCCAAUACAUUAUCACUGCAUAUGGACUAUGCUUGAAUUGCCGUGCCAAUGUUGUUCUUCUCAUUUUGGAAUUAUAGGUAUAUGAUCACACUGGUAAUAGAUCAUUUGUCGUAUUACUUGAGAGGCUGAGUGAGCAUACUUUUUUUUUUACUGGACUGAUUGCCUGGAUCUAUUGGUCAGUCUGAGGAGGGAGCGAGCAGCGGUGAGGUUGACCCUCACCCGACUCACCGUCCCUUCGCUCUCCCUCCCUCUGCUGUGAAAAUGGGACACAGUCUUCCAUCUGAUGGUGAAACUCAAGUCGCACUGCAUUAUUUCUGCUUCAUGCAAUAUUUCAUGUUGCCAGAGAAAAUGAAAUAUUCCUUGAUAUUAAAAAAGACAAGCCACUACUAAUAACAACGCAAGCUUUGCUGUACUCAUUUAUUGCAGCAGCAGGGAGAAAGUGCAUUUUAUGGCUUAUAAAAGGUGUUGAACAGUGUGUUGACAGUGCUGAAUAGCAACUUAAACAUGAACUUACUCAUAAAACAGAAACUCUUUGAUGUAUUUGUUGAGUCUCUCUAGUCCAUGGUUUUAAAUGUUUUUUUGAAAUCUCACAGUAUCAACUUUGCUUCUUUUUACAGUCUCUUGCUCAGGGAAACAGUGCAGUGAUCUGAGCUAUCUGAUUGGACAUUGGUAGGCCUAUAGGUGCACUUGAAUUGCUUUCUGGGCCUGCCGGGUAGGUCGGCGUUCUACUUUCAGACACAUGAAGUGGUUCAAAAUGGGAUUAAUUUGCCUUCCCAUCGCUAGGGCUGCUGAAUCAGGUAAACUUACCGUCAACAGCGAGAAAGCGAUAAAAAAAUACAAAUAGGAACGCAAGGCUUUAUCAUUGUUUUUUUUACAGAAAUGUUUGGUGAUUGACUAGAAAUGCUUGGAGAUCAACCAGUCGCUCGCAAUCGACCGGUUGGUGACCACUGGUGUAGGGAGUCAUUGUACCAUCUAAAUCGCUGUGAAAUAUCUUUUCAAAAACAAAAAAAAUAUAUAUUUUCCAGCUGGUGGACGAAAACCAAAAGUUAAAGGUGUGAGAAGUAAAGUGUGAGCCUCCACCUUGUUAUGGGGAAAUGGGAUGCUGGGGAGGGGGAGAUUUAUUUUGAAUGCGGCCGAGUGCUGUUGCAAUUGACCUAGCUUCCAACUUGGGAGAAAUUCGAGGUGUAGCACCUUUUUAAGAGAAAAUACACCACUCAGGACUCAUGUAGCCAGGCAGUUCGAGAGAAGAAACCACUGGUCACUCAUGUAGUCAUUUAGCAGUGAAUUAUUAACCCAAUUUUUGGUGACAAUCAGCUUUGAAAUGAGCAUGUCUUGAGGUUCCUUGGGGACAUGCUAACUAGCAAUGGGCGGUGCCGGCUUGCAGGGGUUUCACAUGAGAGGCAAGUGCGCUGAGGCUUUAAAGGGGAAACCGGCUGCGCCGAUAGAAUAGGAAAGGCUAAUAUCGGCACAAAAUAUUGUCCCGACCGACUAUUGGUCGUUCUUUACCGACAACCAUAGCAUUUUUGCAGGGUUUUAUUUUGCACAUUGCGCACACACGCACACCUAAAGCCAUUUUUAACCCACAAACAUGACUAUCGUCCCAGGGAAUGCAUAAUGUCGGCCUAAAAGAGGUUUGAAUGUAGGGCUUUGCGGAGGUUUGCAUGUUUCUACGUACUGUAUAAGAGGAGCAUUUUGAAGUUGUGUGCCUCCUGCAUGCCCUCUGCUUUAAGAACAACAAAGAUAAGGACCCUGUCGUAGAUGCACAUUCUUAUUUUCUUAUAGGCUGCAUACAACAUAUCAUCUUCAACACCAGUACCUAAACAUUACGGAAGUUGGUAGCCAAGGACUUUGAUCAAACCUUCAAAUUGUGCUUCAUUUUGUUUCUCAGUCAUUCACUCCCUGUUGCUCACCAUCACCCCCCAACUGGAAUUGUGGAAUAGAGCGGAUUGUCUGUUUGGGCAAAUGGCAGAAAAGAAGGUCCACCCCUUUUGUUUUAGCUUGGGGGGGGGCAUAUACUGAAUAUUAGUCAUCUGGAGGAGGACUACUAUUCCUAGGGUUCUUUGCUUCAGCACACCUCCCUCCCUGGACUGGACACAGAAUGGAGGCUCUGACUGGAACUGCUGACCUGGAUCUAGCUGUAAACUCUGCAGUGCUGCUGUGAACAGCCAAUCCAGCACAGGAAGUUAGGCAUUGGGCUCGUGUUGUCCAAUAUCCACAAGGAACAAUCAAUCCAAAUGUACGCGACUGGGUUCGCAGUGCGAAUCGUCUCAACUCAACUUGUUUUUUUGUUUUUUCUAUAGAAAUGUAUUUUGUUUUAAUAUUAAAACUGGACUUUUUGUUGCUGGAUAAGGGAGGGUUUGGUGUCACUCUGGCCAGAAACCUAGAAAUCAAGGGGGUGCCAUAGAAAUACCACCAGCCUAGUUUUGAGGUCUGAUAUACUCUUACAUAUACACACUGCAAUAUUCAUACAGGCAAUACUCUGUGAACUCUAAACUCCUAACUACAAACUCUGGUAGGAGGGGUACCAUAUCGCUUCAGGAAUGGCAGCUGAACCUGAGAAUGACCUUUGCUUGUUGGCUUGGCUGUCAUUGUAAAGCAAAAGAGCUAAUUAAUCUCCCCCCUUCGAUCCUAUUGGAGAGUCACUGUAUUAUUACGCCAUGCGAUGACUAGGACGUUGGAUCCAGAAUGGGGUAAUACAGGUGUUAAUACGGUUUGUAUCGUUCUACGGCCAGCUUGUUCACUAGUUCUCUUAGAGGUCUCACCAGUCAGAUCUCAAGUUUCCUAUGCGAGAUUGACCAGAGAGGUAGGAGUUUCCCCAUGAUACCGGUCAGUUGUUGUAGUUUAGCUUUACCUGUAUAGUACAAGCCAACCAGCAUUUUCACUGUAGCUUUCAUAUUUAUAAAUUAUUUACUACAAAAUGCAUAUACCUAUUUUUCAUUGUGAACUUUGCAGUUUGGUGAUGGGGACCUAUCAUUUACAGGCCGUUUUAGAUUUCAUAGCGUAUUGAGAAUGGGAAAUGGAAGAAGUCAUCACACAGAAUACAAAAAUAAUGACACCUCGACCCUGAAAUCACCACCUUGUAUUCCUCUAACCCUGUGGAAAUUGGAGGUGCAAUUACCCUCCUCCUGCUAUCUAGCAAUUUACGUGUUUACCUUUUUUAAAUAAUUAUUCCUCCACUUACUGUCAAUGCUGUGUGUGUGAUAAUCCUGGUCUAGAAUUAUGAGAGGAAGUUUUAGUCAAGGUUUGUCUACUGGUUAUUGUGUGGACAAGUAUAAUGAAUGCUCAUUACACAUUUGCAAAGAUUUUUACAUUUGGAGAGAAUAUUUUAUAGAAGAACAUUUUCCAGAAAAUACCAAGAACUUCCAAUCUUUUGAAUUGAAAAGUUUUGUUUUGGGACCCAUAAACAAAUGUUCGCUGCCCAAAAUGUUCUGCCCUUUCCAUUCGCCUGUUAGAAGGGCUCCGGCUCAGCUCAGCAUCAUAAAGCGUUAGUGUUGCCAUGUGGUCCCUUACACGGCUACUGGCCCGUCUGAGAACAUGUGUUUAGUGCAAACGCACACCGCUUGAUGCUGUUCAGAAGCCCUGGGCUGAUGUGCCAAGGGCUACGUGACGACUUGGCCCCGCGACCAGUCCUCCUCGGUUACCAGCAUGACGACCGCCAGCCGGCCACUCGUUCCAAAUCUGUAUUUCCGACCUUGUCACUUCUGUCCUGCACAGUGGUUCUGAGAAGGGAAGAGUACAGUGGUUCCAGUUUCCCCUCCUUUCUCUCCUCCUUCCCCUACCUCAAGAAUGCCUUGAUUCUUAACGCCCGUGAUAAGCAAUGCUAGUUCUGAGAGCCGUUUUACAGGCUGCCAAAGCUUGCCAGCAGACACUGAUAUACAGCUCCCGGGUAACCGAAAGGUCAAAGGUCAAGGCUGGAGCUAAUCGCGUCUUUCCCUUUGACUUUGGAGGGUUAUAAAUACUGGGGGGGGAAAUCGAGACGAUUUGGCAGCGUCCAGCACUAGCCCGAAACAGAGGCAGUCGAUGGGUGUCCAGUCAAAACUGGCCCGCUCUGAUGUGCCAAAAUCCACAUGCUAGUGGUUGUUGUCCAUCAUAGCCAAGGGAUUUAUGUAUAAUGCUCAUAUUAAAGUGUCUGUGCAGACUCUCGAUGCAAAUCACUCACUGGGGAUAUUUUGAUAGUACCGUAGGUUAAAUUGAGCUUGAGCUCCUUUUUAAGAAGGUACGGAUUUCGGAGCUCCGUGUCAAAGUUGAGCCCAGAACACAUGCACAUCAACGGUCAUAGACGUACGUCGCCCUGGGUCGGGUAUCAUCAUAUCAUUAAUCCUAUGAUGCAAGGCCAGCACCCCUUCCCCCGCCAUACAGGGGGGGGGGGGGUCCCCAGGAUGACAGCAGCUGUCGGAAACCAUAGGUUUAAUGUGCUCUCCAAGGGUUGUCCCAGAGAUGGGCUUCAAAGAAAUAAGUUUUUAAAGGGCAAGGCUAAACCCCCCCCCCACGGCCCCUGUGUACAUGAACACUUCACUGUAACGUUACCAUAACUUCCACUGCUGACUGGCCUCGCUAUGCCCAUCUAAGGGUUAGCAAGAGGAGUGGAUGUGUGUUGAGGAGCUCUGAUUUGGGGAAGAGGAUGUGUCAUCAGGACCCCUUACCACAGAACGUCCUCAAAUGUAAACUGGGUAUUAACGAAUGUUUUGGAGUCUUUCCAGGCACCACACGCAGCUGGAAUUGAAAAUAAGGCAUUGCAGGAUUUCAAAAGGGCAAUGGUUCUGAAGUCUCCAGAUGUCUCUGUUUGGGUAUAGUGAGUAUCACAGAUAUUUUGUCUGCUGUAUGGAGAUUGUCCGAUUAGGUAUGAUAGGAGAAAGACUAGGUUUAGACAGGAAGAACCUCCCACCAUUUUGAGAUGAGAACAGAACGGUUAACUCUCCUCAUUCUGUAACUUCCUGGUGUAUAAACAUCUGUUAUUUACACGUCAUUGUUUUUUCCUCUCUUACAAAGUAGCGGAGAGAAUGUACUUAACGGAGGGAGGCUAAGAGACCGGAAAUGGCUCUUUGGAAUGAGUUGGCAUUGGUCCUCAAAGGCCUCCUUUGUAAUUGGAGGGUUCAUGGUGUCAAUGGACUUCAGAAACGGUAAUCUGCACUUAACCAGCACUUAACUUAAGACCCUACAUAAGUAAGCCCCCUUUUGUCAAAAGUCACUUUUGCGCGUGUCCCUGACAAUUUUAUUCCACUCUUUGUGAUUAUUUUUCUUUGCUGAAUGUAUGGUCAUCAAAGGGUGUGUGUGUUUGUUUUUUUGCACCGGCCAUAUUGAAAUUGAUUGAAAGCAACAACUCGUCCGAUAGCGUGAGGAGUUGUAGACUGUUAUUGUACAAAUUAUUAUGGAGUCCUUCAUUUCUAAAAAAAAACAAAUUUUGAUGAUUUUGUGAGGCAUGGCACUCGAUCACAUCCGUGUCUUUGCCUUCUAACAUUGUGCCAAAAUCAUUCCAAAGUGUUUCCAUUUUACAGUCCCGUGAGGCAGCGCCAGUGUUUUCCAAGAUGGAUACCCUGUCUCUCCGACUAUUUGUGCUGAAAUAAGGGGAAAUAUUCAAUUUGAGGGUUUUUCUUUUGUUUUCCGCCCAUGUAUUUUUGUGUCAGUUUUGUAAAAACGAAAGAUGUCUUAUUUUGGAUGCUGUAUCAGAGAUUUUAUUUAAGAAAAUCUUGUAAUUUUGUAAAGUGGGCCUUAUUGAAAUAUAUUUAGUAUUUGUCCUCUUUGAUUGUAAGGAUUUCAUUUUUGCUAGAUACUGUAUGCAUCUUUCUCAUUAAUGCAUUCCUGGAGAGUACUUUCCCCUUUUUGUUUUAGUGCGAGAGAUGUCUCAUGACCUUGAGCUAUGAGAUGGCAAGAGGAGAGAGACAUGUCAGAAGCCAGCCUUGUGUCAUAGUCAUUGAAGAAUGAGAGUAAUGUACAUUUUAUCAGGAGUGGGUCUGCUAGGAGUCAACAGUCUUAAGUCAUUUGCCAUGUGGCGUCCUGUUUUAUUAGCGGUUCAGGAAUCAUUCAGUCGGUCCAGGUUUUUUGCUACUCUGCCCCCCCCCCCAUAAAUUCAGGGUUUGUUCAUCUUGUGUGCUGUUUGCAAAUGCUGCCAAAGAAAAAUAUGUUUAGGCCUCAAGACACACACAUACUUAUGAAGAACUGGAGAUUCUCCAACACACACCCACUCCCACACACACAGGGGAAUUUCGCCUGUAAAAUCAACUAGGGGGGGUUGGAAGUCAUGUUUUUAUAUUGCAGUGUGUUUAUAGAUGGAUAGCAAUGCUUCUGAAAUGGGAGGGGGGGGGACUGAACGUUGUAAUGAAGAGAGAAAUGUACGUUAUGAAAUCAGAUCAAAAAGGUUAUUCUGGGCGUCGCUGCGCCAAGCUUUUCUGUGCCGGUAAUACACAGCAAUACAGUGCGGGAUGCUUUUCUGUCCUCGAGUAAUAAUACAUUUGUGCAUGUUUAACCUUCCCGCACUCCUGCAUGUAGGUCUCUCAAAGCUGCCAACUGUACAGCGGACUAUGUAUUCCAAUCAAAUAAAAAAAGCAACUUGUUUGUAACCUUG
Oncorhynchus gorbuscha (pink salmon) is the source of this 12378-nucleotide messenger RNA. RefSeq names its product leucine zipper protein 1-like. NCBI's taxonomy places the organism in Eukaryota, Metazoa, Chordata, Actinopteri, Salmoniformes, Salmonidae. Bases 607 to 3870 code for a protein of 1087 amino acids. The record is from RefSeq and is a predicted model, not a curated record. The transcript has 5 exons.